UUCUUAAUUGAUCUCACAUUCUCACUUGAUCUCACAUUCUCAUUUAUCCAAUGAAGGGUUUUUACCUACGUCCGUUUUAACCCGAUCCGACUCCCCCAUUUGCCUGUUUUACUAAGAGCAUUAUCAUAUCCAGUAACAGAAUUCACGUCUUUCCCAUCAAUCCCGCUCUUUGUUUUCUGCAAUUUAUUUGUCUCAGUCGCCAAACUCUGACGGUUGGUUGUUUUUGGAAAAACCAAGAGACAACUCAGGCCUUUCUACGCUUUCUCUUUCUGGCAGGAGAAGAGGACGCUUCAUAUUCUUGUUCUCUUCUAUUCUUCUUUCUCUUCGUAGAUUCACUAGCGUGCUUCUGUGCACACCAGAUGUUUGUGGAAAAUCCAAAGGGGUCUCCAAUUGGGUCGAUAGAUAUCCAAGGAGUUGAGCAAGACGGUACCCGCAAACAACAACGCUCCUUCCCCAUAUGGAGUUCGGAACCCAAAGGCAAUCGUUGAGUGAACUGUAUCUAGUAUAUACGUUCGGAACCCAACGCUCCUUCCCCAUAUUUAUCAUCAAAAUGAACUGAAAGAAAACAAAAUGCUGUUGGCAGAUCUUGACAAUAAGUUAUCCAAGCUGACUUCAUUCACCUCCCCCUCGAGUUGUUGCAUCUACAGAGUUCCGGAGCGUCUAAGUAACAUAAGUGAAAGAGCUUACACGCCUCAGGUAGUCUCCAUCGGUCCUUUCCACCGUGGCAAGGAAAAAUUGAAGUUCAUGGAAGUAGAAAAACAGAGAUACCUGAAGGAGUUUCUCGAUCGAACGAAAAUAAAAUUGGAGGAGCUUGCUAACUUAAUCACAGUUGAUAUGGAAGCGAGAAUACGAAGCUGUUAUUCUGAAGAAAUACCAAUGGAUCGCAAAACAUUUGUUGAAAUGAUCCUGCUGGACUCCAUCUUCAUCAUUGAAGUCUUGUUGAGGAACACCUACCCGACACUGAAAAAUGAGAAGCAAGAUCACAUUUUUAAGCAGCCGUUUUUGAUACAAGACAUUUGGUAUGAUAUGUGGUUGCUUGAGAAUCAAAUUCCAUUCUUUAUUCUUGACGAAUUUCUCAACCUGAACGACGUUGUUAGCACUAUCCCUGAAGAGACUUACUACCCAACAAUCAUCUAUCUUGCUUACAAAUUCUUCGAGAGUUUGGAGGCAGUAAAUGGGAAAUUAAAAAAGUUGGCGGAUUGUAAGGAAGAAGUGAAACAUUUCACUGAUUUUUUGAGAAUUUGUCAUCUGCCAUCGGAACAGCCGCCUCGCCCGAGAGAAAAAAGGGUUAUAACAGCGCCAAGCGUGACACAGCUUCAUCAAGCUGGAGUCAAAUUCAAAUUGAGCCAAAGCAAUGAGUCAUUCGACAUAAAAUUCGAAAGGGGCACUUUGCAUAUUCCGCAAAUGAAGGUCCAGCUUGAAACUGAAUCGUUGUUUCGAAAUAUGAUCGCCUUUGAACAGCGGCAUUGCACUGACAAUUAUAUCAAUGAUUAUGUUUUCAUCAUUCAUCAGCUUGUGAAUACGCCCAAAGAUGUGGAACUACUUGUGGAGAACCAGAUUAUUGAGAAUUGGCUGCCGGAUAAAGAGGGACUAUCGAAGCUUAUCAACAGCCUUUCAGGCGGGAGUACUCUGAAUCCACAGAACUUCUAUUUUUCGAAGCUUUGUGAAGAUUUGAUAGAGUAUUGCGAGAAAAGAUACAACAAGUGGAGGGCAAUUCUGAAGCAGAAUUAUUUUAACACUCCUUGGUCUGUCAUUUCAGUCUUUGCCGCUAUUUUCCUGAUUCUGCUCACUGUUCUACAAGCUGUGUAUUCUGUUCUCCAAGUGCAGCUUAAAUCAAACGGGUGUUGAUUAUUGAAUCAUCACUACUCUUUCUGUUUCUUGUUAUCCUGUUAAUUCUCAUUCUAAGAAAAAACAUUUAAUAAUUUGUGUUAUGUAAAAAUCAUAUCAGAUCAUGAUAUCAUUCCAGUAAUAAAAAUUUUAUGUUCAUUUCUCUCUCUCA
Molecule: messenger RNA, 1999 nt
Organism: Mangifera indica (mango)
Lineage: Eukaryota; Viridiplantae; Streptophyta; Magnoliopsida; Sapindales; Anacardiaceae
Product: UPF0481 protein At3g47200-like
Exons: 2
Coding region: 571-1848 (425 amino acids)
Source: RefSeq, a predicted model, not a curated record